Messenger RNA from Drosophila ficusphila, 2783 nucleotides. It is a transcript of the gene TTLL3B, whose product is annotated as tubulin glycylase 3B. The coding region runs from base 111 to 2369 and encodes 752 amino acids. Lineage: Eukaryota; Metazoa; Arthropoda; Insecta; Diptera; Drosophilidae. The transcript has 6 exons. The record is from RefSeq and is a predicted model, not a curated record. Gene Ontology annotation, molecular function: protein-glycine ligase activity, initiating. Gene Ontology annotation, biological process: cilium assembly; cilium movement; protein polyglycylation. Gene Ontology annotation, cellular component: cilium.
UUCGGGGGAGGGCCAGAGGGUACCUGGCCACGCACACGCCGGGAGACGAACACUGAGAAGAGAUUGAGAAGGGCAUUCCACCGACGACAGAAGGAGCAGCAGCCAGCAGUAUGACGACGAACACCACGCCGGCGGGGUUCACGGGGAACCGCAACCGCUACUACAACCCCGUCUCGAAGAUCCAGUCGCUGAUCCACAACCUGGACGCGGAGCUGGUGCAGCUGUGCAAGCAGUGCUCCGUGCCGAAGCCGCUGUCCAGCCACAACACCAACAGCGGCUCCUUUGGCAGCCACUUCGGGGCCCUGGGAGGCGGGGGACUGUCGAGCGCCGUGGCCACCGGCAACUAUGCCCAGCACUUCCGGGCCGACAGCAUUGGCAGCCUGCUGGCCCGCGCCCGGGCCACCCAUCCGCCGGCCCGGACCCCUUCCACCACCUCGCCAAAGGCGCCGGAGGCCCAGAAGCGCCAGUUGCGCAACGUCUACCGCACCCGUGUGAUCGACGCGUACCGCAACCGGCGGAUCUUCACCGUAUACGGCAACUACCACACGGUUAGGCGGGCGCUGAUGCGCCGCGGCUGGCUGGAGAAGCUGCCCGCCUCGCGGCACGCCAAGCUGCAGAGCAUGUCCGAGGACUCCCUGCUGGAGCACGCCCGGCGGGGCAACGACUACGAGACGGUGGUCAUCUCCAAGAUGAUCAACCACUUCCCGGCCUUCUUCAUCUGGCAGGGCAAGGGCCAGCGGGACCUGUGCGCCGAGGUGCGGCCCUUCCGGAAUCGGGUGCGACGCAGCCAGUUCCUCGACUUCUCCACCAAGGUGGGUCUCGUCGGCUGCGCGGAGCAGGAGCGCUGGUACCGCGAGGACGGCGUCUGCGGGAUGAGCUAUCCGCGCUUCUACCGCCUGGGCGGGAACAACCUGGAGGAGCGAAUGGCCUUCAUCGAGGACUACCAGCAGACGCAGGCCCGCUCCCUGCUGCGCUACGUGAAGGAGCACACGCCGUCGGAGCUGAUCAGCGACAGUGGCUCCAUUUCUAGCACCAUCCUGGACUUCGCCUUGGCCAAGGUGAAGAAGAUGAUACGGAACGCGGAGCACUACUCGCUCGACGACGCCCGGGUCAAGCCUCCAACUCCGGCGGAGAUCGUCGAGAACCAGACCUUCAUGGUGCAGUCCACCGACCUGCUCAAGUCGAACGCCAAGUUCCGGGUCAGCGAAAGAAUGAUGACGGAGUACGCCCGUCUGGCGGCGCUCUACCUCGACCAAAUCGAGUCCCUGCGACCAGACUACCGCUGGGACGGCAGCCGCAACCUAUGGAUCCUCAAGCCCGGCUACCAGUCCCGUGGCAUCGGCAUCGUUAUCCGCAGUUCCCUUGACGACAUCCUGCAGUGGACGUCGAACAACCAGAACAAGAAGUAUAUCGUCCAGAAGUACAUAGAGCGACCACUGCUGAUCUACCGCACCAAGUUCGACAUCCGGCAGUACAUGCUCCUCGCGAUCACGGACACGAAGGUGAGCGUGUGGACGUACCGCGACUGCUACCUGCGCUUCAGCUCGCAGGAGUUCACCAUGGACGACCUGCGGGAGUCGAUCCACCUGACCAACAACUCGGUGCAGAAGCGGUACAAGAACAAGACCAACCGGGACUCGCGGCUGCCGAAGAACAACAUGUGGUCGCUGGACCAGUUCAAGUCCUACCUCCGCCACAUGGGCGCUCCGGACGGGACGUGGACGAAGACCUACAACGGAUUCAAGCAGAACCUGAUAGCCGUGGUGAUGGCCAGUCUGGACGAGACGGAGUUGCUGCAGAACGCCUUCGAGCUGUACGGCUGCGACUUCAUGCUCGACGAGCACUACAACCCCAUUCUGAUCGAGAUCAACUCCACGCCCGAUCUCUCGCCCUCCACUGAGAUCACGGCCAGGAUCUGCCCGAUGGUCCUGAAGGACUGCAUCCGCGUCGUGGUGGAUCUGCCGAAGAACCCCACCACCAACACUGGACUCUUCGAACUGGCCUUCGAGGUCAACUACAGCAUCAACAAGGGGCCGGAUGGAAAGCCCCUCGAGCUCAACGGCAAGCAGAUGACCCUCUUCGAGUACUCGCCCAAGACGAGGAGCAGUCCGCGAACGAGGCUCCUGCGGAAGAUCCUCAACAACGUUAAGACUCCCUCGAGCAAAAAGGUGGAAAAAGCCAAGGAGGCCCCCGCCAAACACGAGAAGGCUGCCUCCCCCAAGAUCUCAAAAAAGAAGAAAAUGAAGGCAUCGGCUGAAAGUUCAAGCUCAGCUUCGGCACAACCUUCAUCUCAGAACGUCGGAUCCAAGGUGAUUCUGAAUCCAACUGCUCGGGAGAACCUGGCUCUUCAAUAUACCGCUCCAAAGUAAAGACACAAACUGGGGAAACAGACGAGUAUGCUUGGACUGCCAGAUGGCAGUAAACCACUAGGGAACCAUUAUUUACAGAACUUACAUAGCUGUUUUAGUCGUACUAUUUGUUUGGAAACUGAGGUGCAAAAUAUAAAACAAAAGAAUUGAAUGAGUCCCUAAAACCGAUCAAAAACUAAACAAAACCUGUCCUGCAAAAUUAAAGUGCUCACCUCAUUACGCAAAAAGGUUUCAUGAAUGGAACACCAAGCUGAAGGAAAAAAUCAUGAAAAUUUAUCACUUUCCAAAUCGACUGAAGUUUAUUUAACAGCUAAAAUAUGUAGUAUACAAGAACAUCCGAAAAAUUUGGGAACGAUUUUCCAAUAAACUCGUCUUUAAAUUUAAAUAAAAAUUAUUAUUUAUAAUUCAAACAGA